UGUUCCAUGAUGUUUGGUACCAGCUCGUCCCUGUUGUUUGUGGCUUGCAUUCUGCGGUAUUAUGUCCUGGCGCAAGACACGGUUACCUUUGAUAGUCCUACAAGCGCUAUGAAGGCGGGUGAAAACGGUUGUUGUUGUGUUCCAACGGGUACGUGUCCCUAUACAUCGGCCCCUGACAUCGACAUUCGUAUAGUUAACCCUGGUUCUAAUUGCUCUGCUGGACAAGUAUACUGUUGUUCAAUGUCUGGAAACUUGGCUGACUCCUGUGGUAUUAGAAAAAUCGCCGCAACUUCGCAUCCCCAAGGCCAAGCUAGUUAUGGAGCAUAUCCUUGGCAAGCUGUACUUUUAACUUCGAGCAGCUCUUAUGCAGGCUCUGGCGUGCUUAUUACUCCAAACCAUGUGCUCACUGUUGCUCACAAAGUAGCCCCCUAUACAAAUGGUGGUCUCAAAGUAAGAUUAGGAGACUGGGAUGUACAAUCUACUAACGAGCCUUAUCCAUAUAAAGAAUAUUCAGUCCAGAGAGUAUCAAUACAUCCACAGUUCAAUUCUGCUAAUCUUCAAAAUGAUGUAGCAGUAAUAACUUUAAGUGGUACUGUCCCUAUCUCAACUAGUCCUAAUAUCAAUACUGCUUGCUUGCCUAGAGCAAUACCUGCAACUAAUACAAGGUGCUGGGUAUCAGGCUGGGGAAAAGAUGCAUUUGGUGCAAAUGGCAGAUACCAGAGUAUAAUGAAGGAAGUAGAUGUAUCCAUUGUUGGUCAAACAACUUGUGAAGCUGAUCUUAAAAGAACUAGGCUUGGACAAUCUUUUGAUCUUAACCAAAAUAGCUUCUUAUGUGCAGGAGGAGAAACUGGAAAAGAUGCAUGCACAGGUGAUGGUGGUUCACCAUUGGUAUGUCAAUCUGGCAAUGAUCAGUGGCAAGUUGUAGGAAUGGUAGCAUGGGGUAUUGGUUGCGCAACCAGUAAUGUUCCUGGUGUAUAUGUAAAUGUCUAUAAUUAUAUUCCAUGGAUAACACAACAAAUCAAUUGAAAGAAAUAGUUUUGGGAAACAGUACAAAGUGUAACUAAUAUUCAAUUACUUAUUCAAUAAUUUAUUUCAAAUAUUAUGCAAUAUUUUCAUAUAUUUUUUAGA
Osmia bicornis bicornis is the source of this 1128-nucleotide messenger RNA. RefSeq names its product phenoloxidase-activating factor 2-like. The transcript is spliced from 6 exons. Gene Ontology annotation, biological process: proteolysis. Gene Ontology annotation, molecular function: serine-type endopeptidase activity. NCBI's taxonomy places the organism in Eukaryota, Metazoa, Arthropoda, Insecta, Hymenoptera, Megachilidae. The record is from RefSeq and is a predicted model, not a curated record. Bases 7 to 1026 code for a protein of 339 amino acids.